Messenger RNA from Acipenser ruthenus (sterlet), 4607 nucleotides. RefSeq names its product protein SFI1 homolog. The record is from RefSeq and is a predicted model, not a curated record. The coding region runs from base 413 to 4426 and encodes 1337 amino acids. Gene Ontology annotation, molecular function: phosphatase binding. NCBI's taxonomy places the organism in Eukaryota, Metazoa, Chordata, Actinopteri, Acipenseriformes, Acipenseridae. The transcript is spliced from 32 exons.
CAUAGUAACCGCCGUGUCCAAUGCAUGGUGGGAGGAACAGCAGGCGGGAGGAAGGGCGCAGUAAAGAUGUAGUGACGGUAACGCAAGAAGCGCAACUGCCACAGGAGGAGACUCAACACGAAUGCAAAAUCAACAGUAAAGUGUGUUAAAAAAAAAAAAAUAAUUGCAAACUGCAAACCGUACACUCGAUAUGUCCGCAAAGAAAGCAAACGGUUUUGUACUAAUGCAGUAGGGUAGAUUCGCUUUCGAGGCUACGAAAAUAAAUAAUCUGUGCGCUUUUUAAUUUUUAAGAACUAUUACAAGUUUAUUAUCUUCUAAAAUGCAGAAGACCUCCAAAUGGAGCACACCCAGAACGCCUUUCUAGAUAAUAAAUAAUAAUACUUUUAGUUGCAUCCUCGUCAUUUCUAGGAACAUGGAGGUAACCCGUGGGAAUGUGAGACAUCGUGCACCUAGUCGUACUAGCAGAAGAAACGAUCCACUGCUGGCAAGACGCGAUGGGUCUGAGCUCGCACUCAGUAAAGGCCACGGAAGCACUCGCGUUAUAAAAGACCCCCAGCGAGCUCCAGCCCUGCAGGUUCCUGCUGACGUACCCCAGAGUGAGAGGAGUGAUGCGGGGGCAGUCCGUCUGCUGAAAGGGCGUCGGAUUCAGUACAGGGUGGCUUACACCUGGAACAGGGGGGGGAGGCUCAAGGAACUGCGCAUCAGACACCUUGGGAGAAAGUUUCUCUACCUGUGGAUUGCCAAGACCUUCGGUCGAGUCCUGCCCUCCAAAGCAAGGUCCCAUCACAGCCACAGCGUUCUCCAGAAGGCCUUUGAGAAGUGGAGGGAGGAGUGGUGGCUGAUUAGGAAGGAAUGGAAGCUCAGUGUCCGAGCAGACUGCCACUACAGGUAUUACCUGUACAAUCUGGUCUUUAAGGGCUGGCAGACGUACAUCCUGCAUCAGCGCCAGAGGAAGCAGCAGUAUAAAGAAGCUGCCUCGUAUGGUAAUUCCCGGUGCUUGUCUGCGGCAUGGGAACACUGGCAGAUAUACGUCAGCAUGCGGAAAAUCAAACAAGACAUGCAGUCCAAAGCAAGGGAAUUCCACGAAGCAAACUCGAUGCAGAGUGCGUGGAGGAUCUGGGUCCGGUGCCUGCAGAGGAGGCAGAGCCUGUACGAGAUGGACGCGGCAGCCCUUCAGCACUGGGCUCAAGCCCUGCAGUACAGGGCCUGGGAGCAGUGGAAGGAGAUUCUCCAGCGGCUGUGGCUGGACAGAGAGAAGGAGAGGAGGGCUGUGCUUCACUAUCAGCACCGGUGCCUCAGGAAAUCCCUCCAGGUCUGGGUCCUCUAUCAACGGCACCGCACAGCCAAGAAGCAGCAGUACAGUCUGGCUGUGCGGGUGCGGCAGGGCUGCCUGGUCCAGCAUGUCUUCUGUGAGUGGAGCAGCGCCUGGCAGAGCAGACAGUGUGCCCGCGGCAGGCAGGACGCGAUCGCUGGACUCGCAGAGCGCAUCGCCACGCGCAGGGCGUUCACCCGCUGGAGACACUAUGUCACUUUGUGUGCUGAAGAUGCAGAGAAGAAUGACGCUGCUGAGGAGCACUACAGGCGCCAUCUGCUGCGUAAGGGAAUGAAAGCCUUGAGCACGAAUAUCACACUCAACCGCCUGAGUCAACUCCAGAGCAACCUGGCACACCAGCAGCGACACACUACAGUGGUGAGGAGGUUUUGGACUCUGUGGAAGCUGCGUGGCGAGGAACGUGAGGAGAAGGGAAUGCAGCCGCUAACUCUCAGAGCACACAGACAGUACAGGACAGUGCUGCUGCGGAAGUCUCUGACCGUCUGGACGGAAUACAUCAAAUGGAGGAGAUGGCGAAAGGUGCAGAUCGUCAGGGCUGACGAGCACUAUAGCAGGAAGACAUUCCCGCGUUGCAUCGACACCUGGAGAGAAUUCAUUCACCAGGAGAGACGCCACAGGGAGAUGAAAGACACGGCUUCUCAGUUUUACAAAGAGACGAGACAGAGAUGGAUAUUCUGCACCUGGUGGGAGAGAAUGAAUCAGCAGAAGGAAGAUCAGCUGGCUGAGAGAAUGGCUGUGAUUCAUUGGGACCGGUGCACAACGCUCCAGUUUUGGUGUAGGUGGCGUCUCCGAGCAGCCUGCCGUCUGGAAGAGCGGGAGAAGGAAGCCGCCGCGGAAGGGCAUUUUUCCCGACAGCUAUUCCGGAAAUCCUUCCGGUGCUGGAGGCAGAACGUCUCCGAGAUUAAAGCAGAAAGAAACAAUGAGAUUCAAGCAACAAGGCAUCAGUUCCACCGCAGUCUGAGAUGGGCCUGGAGCACAUGGCGACAGUAUGUGAAAGUGAGAGGAGAGAAGAGGAGGGUGAUCCUCCGAGCGGAGACACACUGCAGGCACGCACUGCUGCACAGAGUCCUGGACGGGUGGAAGCUCUAUCAGCGCAGCGUGCAGCAAGUUCUGCACAGAGUGGAGGAACAGGACAGGCGUCGGAAGAGAGGCUUGUUAAGGGUGACCUUCAAAGUGUGGCGAGAGAAGGCAGCGAUCCUCGCAGACAAAGCUCGAAAGCUUUGCAGAGCAGAGCAGCAUUACCGCAGGGCACUGCUUUCAAAGGCUCUGUUGGAAUGGAGAGAUGAGAUUUCUCUUCAGGUUUACCAUAGACAGCAGGAGCAGGACGCUGUGCACGAGGCACAGAAGCACAUUGCAACGGUGCGAUUGCAGCACAUGUUCUCGCGCUGGAGGGAGUUCAGUAGGAAGUCGGUGGAGCACAGGUCAAAGAUGGAGGUCGCUGCACAGCACCAUGGGAGAUGUAUUCUCAGGAAGUGUGUGUCCUCGUGGAAACUGUACCAUCUCGGCUGCAUACGGAAAAUGAUAUUGUAUCGUCAGGGGGAGUGGUUUCAGGCACAGAGACUCUCUCAACACUAUUUUAGCUGUUGGACAGUGCAGAUGCUGGGCAGGCAGAGAGAGGAACAGCAGACGGUCAGCGCUCUCUGGCACUGGUGCUUCAACCUGCAGGGAAAGGUGUUUGAUGCCUGGGUGGGCUAUGUCCUGGAGGAGAGAAGGAAGAAGGUUCGGAUCCAGAAAGCGGUGCAGUUCUAUCGGUCUCAGCUUCUCCGGGAGGGGGCCUCGCAGAUCCUGCGCUACGCUGCUGACAUGGGCCAGUUCCGCAGGACGCUAGCGGCACAGCAGCAGGUCAAGUCUGCCUACAGCCUUCACCAGGUCGUUCACCGCUGUGCGAUGACGUGGAAACACAGGGCUCUCUGUCACAAAGAGAGAAGGAGAGCCCACCCAGCCGCUGUCCCUCCGAAGAAAGCCGUGACGUUCCAUCUCCCAGCCGAGGCCAGGGCUGAGCCGGAGCGCAGACCGGAGCGCAGACCGGAGCACGUGGAAGUGGGGCUGCUCCUCGAGUACAACAGGGAGAGCCAGAAACCUGCAGGGAUACCGCCGUCGCGGGGGCCCGCAGAGCCCCUUGAGGACGACCUGGGAGUAUUUCCAGGGGCCAGGAGUCCAGUCCUACGUCACAGGAGGCUGCAGCCCAGAAGACCCGACUUCCUGCUGCGCUCCCUGGAGAAGGAGGGGCUCCACAAGCCUGGAAGAAGCAGUCCCAGUAAUCCUGACUUCCCGAGAGCACAGCCGUCUGCCCAGUCUGUGUCCAGCAUAGAGAGCUGCACACAGGAGGACAGUCCAGUCUUCACGCAGCCUGUUCAAAGACAAUCACCCGCCCGCACUGACCUCCCUGGCAGCCCACCUCCGCAGCCACUCUCCAGUAAACCCGGUUCUGAAGGGACAGGGCAGCUCAGAGCUCCGCUGGUACCGGCACAAGGACCCGGUGUACCAGCAGCGGCUCCUAGGAAGCUGCCAGCGUACCAUCCGGACCUGUCCGGCCAUAAAGAGGAGCUCCUGCCACCAUCGUCUUUCAUGAUGCCCAAGAGAGGGCGAGCGCACACAAGAGUUGGCUCCCCAGGCAGACAGCCUGCCAGUAAAGAUCUGAACAGGCCUGAGACAGAGGGGCUCCAGUUACACAGCCAGUGGGACCAGACCCCAGAGCUGCUGUCUCCGGAGGUCUUCACUGUGAAAAGAGGCCGGCGCUCUGUCAGCUUUGAGGAGGACUCGGCAGAGGAAGGGGGUGGGGAUCACAGCGAGCACUGCGACCGGCAGCUGCAGCUAGAAGCGGAACUGCGACAGAUCCGACAGGACAUGCAGCGUUUCCAUGACGACAAGCUAAACCUGAAGACCUGGCACAAGCAGGCUGGCGUGCUGAGAGCCUGGCUGCAGGGAAACGAGGAGGAGGAGGAGGGAGAGGAAGCCCAGCAAAUACAGCAGGACCUGGAGGAGCUGGAGCUGAAGACAGAGAUUCUCAGAGAGAGACUGAAGCAGGAAAGAGCUCAGAUUGAGCAGCACGCUGCUCGGAUUAAAGAGAUUCGCAGCAUGCUGGCAGCGUGACCCCACGGCCUUGCUCCAUCACAAACAACAAGCAAGCACUUCCAGGACUGAGCUGGGGAUGCAAUCUGUGAAUGGACGUUACAACGGAAAUUCUGCUUUUGUAAAUCUGAUAUGCUAAAUUAUUUGUUACCUAAUUUAGAACUGUUUAAAUAAAAAAUACAUAGUUGCACAUUGUCACAUA